This is a messenger RNA of Recurvomyces mirabilis, 1266 nucleotides long. RefSeq lists its product as uncharacterized. The transcript is spliced from 2 exons. The record is from RefSeq and is a predicted model, not a curated record. Bases 1 to 1266 code for a protein of 421 amino acids. NCBI's taxonomy places the organism in Eukaryota, Fungi, Ascomycota, Dothideomycetes, Mycosphaerellales, Teratosphaeriaceae. Gene Ontology annotation, biological process: phospholipid biosynthetic process. Gene Ontology annotation, molecular function: phosphatidylserine decarboxylase activity.
AUGGACAAGCUCAAGAACGCCGCCUCAGCAGCCAAAGACAAGCUAAAAGGCGACAACACCAAAGACUCCACCACGUCCAGCUCCACAGCACCCACGACCCAGAAUGUAUCUGCCUCAAGCUCAGCAGCUAGAACACAACAGCCCUCACAAGAGCACUUCGACGCCGCCGCCACAACCCUGGACCAAAUGACCAGCAUGGCCGCCAAACCCGACGGCCACACAAAGGAGCAUCUCCACGCCGCCGCCGACCACGCCAAAAGCCAGGCCUGGUUCCAAUCCAUCUUCCCGCAGAGCAGUCUAGAAAACAUGGAGAACUCGUGGCACCUAGGGAAUUACGUGAUUGACCGACAGACGGGCCAAAAAACCUUUGAGCCAAUGUCCAUCUACGUCCGCCUAGGAAUGCACUUCCUCUACUACGGCACGGAACAAGAAAAAGCCCUCCACUGGAAACGCACCCAAGACCUGCUGAAGGACCAAUCCCUCAAAAUGGGCCGCCAAUACGACGAUCCGGCCUCCGUGGCCCACAUCGAACCCUUCAUCGACAGCUUUAACCUCCGCGGCAGCCUGGCCGAAAUGGUCCAACCGGACCCCCAAGCGUAUAGGACCUUCAACGACUUCUUCGCGCGCGAGAUCAAGGAAUCCGCGCGUCCGGUCACGGAGUCAGGCAACGAGAACGUCGUGUCCAGUCCCGCGGACUGCCGUAUCACGGUCUUCGAAACGGUGGAUCUAGCGACUAAAUACUGGAUCAAAGGCACCGGGUUCACGCUGCCCAAACUCCUUGGUUCCGAGGACCUUGCCAAAAGGUUCGAGGGAGGGAGCAUAGUGAUUGCGCGCCUGGCGCCGCAGGAUUAUCAUCGUUGGCAUGCUCCUGUCUCCGGGACGGUGGAGGGGGUGAAGGAGAUUGAGGGGACGUAUUACACGGUUAAUCCGCAGGCGAUUAAUGUGCCUGGGACGCUGGAUGUGUUUUGUGAGAAUCGCCGGAGUGUGAUGACGCUGAGGCGGAGGGGGACGGGGUCUCCCGUGGCGGUUGUGGCGGUUGGGGCGAUGUUGGUGGGGAGUAUUAAGUAUAAUGAGGGAAUUGCGCCGGGGAAGGAGGUCAGGAGGGGGCAGUGUUUGGGCGCGUUUUAUUAUGGGGGGAGUACGGUUAUUGUUGUUCUUCCGAGGGGCGAAGUGGUGUUGGAUCGGGAUUUGGUGGCGAAUUCGGCGGAGCAGAGGUGUGAGACGCUGAUUAAGGUUGGGUGGAGGGUUGGUGCUGGACCGCAGUGA